Molecule: messenger RNA, 1921 nt
Organism: Aedes aegypti (yellow fever mosquito)
Lineage: Eukaryota; Metazoa; Arthropoda; Insecta; Diptera; Culicidae
Product: cyclin-dependent kinase 8
Exons: 7
Coding region: 282-1805 (507 amino acids)
Biological process (GO): protein phosphorylation
Cellular component (GO): mediator complex; nucleus
Molecular function (GO): RNA polymerase II CTD heptapeptide repeat kinase activity; cyclin-dependent protein serine/threonine kinase activity; ATP binding
Source: RefSeq, a predicted model, not a curated record
ACUUCAGCGUGCGCAUUUUGACAGCCUUCUCAGCACACAAUUUGUUAAAAAUUGUUUACAGUUACCUCUCGGCAGACGAUUCGCGCAAAAAUCGCAACAUCGAUUAUUUUUCAGUAAAUUCUCCAAGUUUUCCCAGUUUUUGGUUCGUUUAGUUCAAUUGCCAAGCUGCUGCAAGUGACCAGCAGUACGAACAGUGUUAUCGAUCAUACGAAUUCGUGUGAUCACCGGUAAGAAACACUCCGCGAAACUUUUCCUCCCAAUCGCCGCUUCCGCUCUGAGCUAUGAGCAGCGCUGUUAUGAUGGAUUACGAGUUCAAAAUGAAGACGCAGCAGGAACGGGCCAAGGUGGAGGAUUUGUUCGAGUACGAAGGCUGUAAGGUAGGCAGGGGGACCUACGGGCACGUCUACAAGGCGCACCGGAAAGAAAGCAAUGACACCAAGGACUACGCGCUGAAACAAAUCGAGGGCACGGGGCUGUCGAUGUCGGCUUGCCGGGAGAUAGCGUUAUUGCGAGAGCUGAAGCAUCCCAACGUGAUCAACCUGAUUCGGGUAUUCCUGUCGCAUACAGACCGGAAAGUGUGGCUGCUCUUCGAUUACGCUGAGCAUGAUCUAUGGCACAUUAUAAAGUUUCAUCGAGCGGCCAAGGCCACCAAGAAGCCGGUUAUGGUCCCAAAAGGAAUGGUCAAAAGUUUACUGUAUCAGAUAUUGGAUGGCAUUCAUUAUUUGCACAGUAAUUGGGUUCUACAUAGAGAUCUGAAACCCGCCAACAUUCUAGUGAUGGGAGAAGGCAACGAGCGAGGUCGCGUCAAAAUCGCCGACAUGGGCUUUGCUCGGUUAUUCAACGCUCCGCUGAAACCCCUAGCAGAUCUUGAUCCGGUGGUAGUAACUUUCUGGUAUCGUGCUCCAGAAUUGCUGCUGGGGGCUCGUCAUUACACCAAAGCGAUCGAUAUUUGGGCCAUUGGGUGUAUCUUUGCGGAGCUGUUGACUUCGGAACCGAUAUUUCACUGCCGACAGGAGGACAUCAAAACGAGCAAUCCCUACCAUCAUGAUCAACUGGACCGAAUCUUCAAUGUGAUGGGCUUCCCCCAGGACAAAGAUUGGGAAGAUAUCCGGAAAAUGCCCGAACAUCAUACUCUGACUAAAGACUUCAAGCGGUCUAACUACGCAAACUGCUCACUGGUAAAAUACAUGGAGCGACACAAGAUCAAGCCGGACAGCAAAGCAUUCCAUCUUCUGCAGAAGCUUCUGCUGAUGGAUCCCAACAAACGCAUCACUUCGGAGCAGGCCAUGCAGGACCCCUACUUCUCGGAGGAUCCCAUGCCGACGGCGGACGUUUUCGCCGGAUGUCCCAUUCCUUAUCCCAAACGUGAAUUCUUGACGGACGAGGAUCAGGACGACAAGGGUGAAAGCAAACGCCAGCAACAACAGCAGCAGCAACAGCAAGCCAAUCAACAAGCUCAGCAAAACCAGCAACAACAAGCAAAUCAUCAGAAUCAACAGCAAAACCAGCAACAACAGGCAAACCAGCAAAACCAACAAUCGCAACAGCAGCAGCAACAACAGCAGAUGCAACAGCAGCAACAAGCCCAAGCCGGUGGCAUGGAUCACAGUGCGGCCAAGCGGGUACGCAUGUCCGGUCCCAACGGUCAGCCUGGCAACGGCAUGAACCAACAGGACUACCAGGUCCAACAGGCUCAGCAAGCGGCAGCAGCUGCGGCCGCGGCCCAACAGCAGCAACAGCAACAACAACAGCAGCAGAUGAUGUUCAACAAUCAGCAGCAAGGUGGAUUCCAGCAGCGGUAUUAGGUCUGGUGGCGCGCCGUAUCUUAGGAUAUAAGCUAGGUAAGUUUCGUUCGUUCUCCGGGACUGUAUAUCCAAUGUACGUCUAUCAAUCUACGUAUAUAAAUCUAACUAUAAAGUGA